UGGUUAUUCAACUUGAUUGAACCACGGUUAUCAUUGGACAAACAGCAUGUAUUUUAAAACAGAGUACACAACUACAUUCGUAAUGAAGAUUUGUAAAUCGUGUCAAAUAAGCCAAUCAGAACUGACAAUUGAAUCGCAAUCGUAUGUUUAUCAUGUUUAAUCCCUGUUCAUCCUUAUCCAUACGGCAUGUUUGUCGUGCUGAAAAAACAGUAAAGGCAGAGGUGAUGUGAAUUCCUUGAAUGUACCACACACGAUUCGAGCAAUUCCUUUUUGAAAUACGAUCGUAUCGAGACAUUUUCAUAAUGAGAAUUUUGAAUUUGUUUAUUACAACACUAAUAGUAGCUACGGGUUGCUUACCGGCGAAUUCGAUUCAAACAUUUACUAAAACCACUCCACUCGUUGUAACAACAUGGGAUUACUGGAACGCCACAGACAAAGCAUGGAAUAUUCUGUACACAAAAAAACGUAGCUCGCUAGAUGCUAUAGAAAUAGCAUGCAGUUUGUGCGAGCAGCUUCAAUGCCGGACGACUGUUGGAUUUGGCGGGAGUCCCGACGAGAUGGGUGAGACAACGUUGGACGCAAUGAUAAUGGAUGGCGUCAAAAUGGAUGUCGGUGCGGUUGGUGGCCUGCGAAGAAUAAAAAAUGCUAUUUCAGUCGCUCGUAAAGUUCUAGAUCAUACAGAACAUACUUUAUUAUCAGGUAAACUGGCCACUGACUUUGCAGUCAAAAUGGGCUUUAUUGAAGAAGACCUACAAACACCAGAGUCUAAGAAUAUGUGGUUGAAAUGGAAGGCCAACAACUGUCAGCCAAACUUUUGGAAGAAUGUUUCACCAGAUCCUAAGCACUAUUGUGGCCCAUAUAAGUUGACACCGAAUGAAAUUGGAAGCAGCAGCCAGCCGAAAAAGUCGAAUAAAGCUAUCGACGAAAGUAACCAUGACACUAUUGGUAUGAUUGCAAUUGAUAUCAAUGGAAACAUUGCUGCUGGUACAUCUACAAAUGGAGCGAAAAACAAGAUUCCUGGGCGCAUUGGAGACUCUCCGAUUCCAGGGGCUGGUUCUUAUGCUGACCAAGAAGUUGGGGCUGCCGCUGGGACAGGAGACGGAGAUGUUAUGAUGCGCUUUCUUCCCAGCUUCCUAGCAGUGGAAGAAAUGCGCCGCGGAGCGGCUCCAAGCCAUGCUGCUGAGACAGCAGUUCGUCGCAUAGCUCAGCAUUAUCCAAAAUUCGUUGGUGGAGUUAUUGCUCUUAAUAAGGAUGGCGCGUACGGAGCCGCCUGCAAUGGGAUGGAAAAAUUUCCAUUUUACGCGAGUAAUCCUCUUCUCGGUGAACCCACUUUGAAUCACGUUCGAUGUAUUGAGAUCUGAUUCACUCAUGCUCCAUGCCUAUAUUAGCCUUGAAAUACUGCUUUUUCUACGGACAAAAAGAAAAAUAUUGCGAUGCAUGCAAAUAAUUGAAUGUCAUUGAAUUCGAAACUUUUGCGAUAAAUUACUGAUUUUCUAAUAUUCAAAGUGUUUCUAUGCAAAGGUUUUUAAUAUAAUUUUCCUAAUAAGAAGUACUGUAAGAAUCUGAUAAUAAUAAAGUUGGUGAACAAAUG
Molecule: messenger RNA, 1591 nt
Organism: Neodiprion fabricii
Lineage: Eukaryota; Metazoa; Arthropoda; Insecta; Hymenoptera; Diprionidae
Product: N(4)-(Beta-N-acetylglucosaminyl)-L-asparaginase-like
Exons: 5
Coding region: 240-1361 (373 amino acids)
Biological process (GO): protein deglycosylation
Cellular component (GO): lysosome
Molecular function (GO): N4-(beta-N-acetylglucosaminyl)-L-asparaginase activity
Source: RefSeq, a predicted model, not a curated record